AUGAUUUCUCAACCCAAGGUCUUCACACUACCCUUUACGGACCAAGUAAUCCAGCGUGUUGAAGCUUGGGCUGCUGCCAAAGGUGUUACUUCUGUCAAGUUCUUUGAGAAGAAGCGAGAUUUGGAGACAUUUCAAGAUGGCGAUCAAAUUGCAGGAGUGGAUGAUACCAAACAAGGUUACUUCAAAGAAGCCUUUGAUCAGGACUGUGAGCCUGGAGAUACACUGAUCAUGUGGGCUUCAAAGAUGCAAACAACUAUUGACUUGGGUACUACAGAAGCUGAGUACCUUGCUCUCUCUCUCUUUGGCACUUUUGUGAGAAUAAUGUUUACAAUUGAUUUGAUUCCAGGAUUGCAGACUAAUCUUGUAAAUACGUGUACUUGA
Molecule: messenger RNA, 381 nt
Organism: Cylindrotheca closterium
Lineage: Eukaryota; Bacillariophyta; Bacillariophyceae; Bacillariales; Bacillariaceae
Source: the annotation of a GenBank genome assembly